UCCUUUCCAAAGUCUUCUUCAAAAACACCCUUUAAAGAGUAUAGAAGGAAUAUUUCCUCCAUUAAUGGAAUUUUGUGGAGCUUCUUCUCUCCAUCUUGCCAUGUAGAUUAAUUCAUACCCUUUUCAUCACAAUUCUUGUUCUUCUUCAACAUGUCUUCUCCACACCCCAUCAACUCCGCCAUAGCCAAGUUUAAGAGCAAGCUUUGUUCACUAGACAUUGGAAAUGUCUGCAAAGUUUUGGCAUUUUCAGGGUUGGCAUUGUUCAUGCUCUAUGUUUUCGUGUUUUCAUCUCCUAACUACCAACCCUCCGAUCUUCUUACAAGCCUCAAACAAAAAUGGCCGAUCAAAACCCCAGCACCGCCGACCACUGCCGAUCCUCCGACCAACAUCUCCCACAUCGUGUUCAGCAUCGUCGGCUCGAUGAACACAUGGAAGUUCAAAAGACAUUACAGUGAAUCAUGGUGGCGACCCAACGUAACCCGCGGCCAUGUCUUCUUCGAACGGCCGCCCUCCACCGAGUUCCUACCAUGGUCGGACUCGUCCCCUCCAUUUCGAGUCAACGAAGACAUCACGGGCUUUGCAGUAUAUCCUAAGAUCAAAUGGCCGGAUCAGGUGAGAAUAUUUCGAAGGGUGAUGGAGUCGUUUCGAGAAGGCGAUAAAGAUGUGAGGUGGUUUGUAAUGGCGGACGACGAUACCGUUUUAUUUGUGGAUAACUUGGUGAAGACUUUGGCAAAGUAUGAUCAUAGAAAGCAUUGGUACAUAGGGAUGAACUCAGAGUGUGUGAAGUCUAACUUUGAUUUCUCCUUUGAUAUGGCUUUUGGAGGAGCUGGUUAUGCUUUGAGCUACCCUCUUGCAGCAAUGGUGGCAAAAAGGUUGGAUGGUUGCAUUGAGAGAUAUCCUUACUUGAGGGUUAGUGAUCAAAUGUUGUUCCAAUGUUUGUCUGAUUUGGGAUUCUCUAUUACCCACGAGAAGGGCUUUCAUCAGAUCGACCUCCGAGGAGAUGCAUCAGGGUACCUGUCAUACCAUCCCCAAACACCUCUCCUCUCCCUCCACCACAUCGACCUUAUCAACCCCAUCUUCCCCAACAUGGACCGCCCUGCUGCCAUCAACCACCUGAUGGCGGCGGGGGCGGUCGACCAGUCCCGACUGCUGCAGCAGACCAUCUGUUACCACCGCCCCUUGAACUGGACCUUCUCUAUGUCGUGGGGCUACUCCGCCCACAUCUACGAGGCCAUCAUGUCCAGGAACUAUCUGAAGAGGCCAUUGGAGACGUUCGCGCCGUUUGAGCGAGCCAGGGCUCCUAUUUUCAUGUUCAAUACCAGAUGGGGGGUCCUUAGCAACCCUUGCGAGGCUCCCCAUGCGCUGUUCUUUGAGUCCAUUGAGAGAGAUGGGGAGGAGAGGGUGGUCACUACUUAUGUCAGGAAGUGGGCUCGUAAUCUUCCCUCUUGUGCUGCUUCUGGGAACCAUUCUGCUGAGCCCAUCUCCAAGAUUAGGGUCUUUUCCUCUGCUGAGCUCCCUUUGGAGGCAGGAGGAGCAGAGUGUUGUGAUGUACAAAUGGUGGACAUGAAUGUUACAGAAGUGUAUUACAGGCCUUGCUAUGGUGGGGAAGUCAUGGCUUGAGCUAAAUCCUCUCUCUCUUCCAAUUGGUUAGCUAUAUAUGAAAUUUACCAAGCUUGGCUUGGGAGGAUUACAUUGAUGAAAUUAAGCUGAGUAAUAAAUUAAUAAUAGUAGAGAAAUCAACCC
Messenger RNA from Momordica charantia (bitter melon), 1743 nucleotides. RefSeq names its product fringe-like protein (DUF604). The record is from RefSeq and is a predicted model, not a curated record. NCBI's taxonomy places the organism in Eukaryota, Viridiplantae, Streptophyta, Magnoliopsida, Cucurbitales, Cucurbitaceae.